UAGGGCGGACCCGGGACGGACGAUCCGGGUUGCGACGCCGCGCCGGGGCUGGGUGCGUGGGACACCCCCGGCUCUGCUGCUCCGGAAGGCGCUUGGAGGGCGCGCGCCUGGCUUGAGCCGGCGGCCCCGGAGCCUCUCUUUGACUCGGUGCACUGGGGAUCGGGCGCCAAAGGACCGCCCCGCGCGCGUGGCCGCCUCGUCCUCUGCAGCCGAGCGGCGAUGUUCUUUUAAGAAAUUAUUGAAGACAAAGGCCUUUUUAUAUUUUUUGUUAUUUAAUGGAUUUACAAAUGAAGAAUUUUAAAUUGAAUGUAGCUUGACAUGACGGCAAAAAAUGGUGGUUUGACUACCACAAAUGCAGAACUAAGAGGAUAUACAGAUCAGAAUUGCAGCCCAACCAAAGGUAACAUUUCAUUUGUUGCGUUUCCAGUUUCCAGCACCAAUUCACCAACAAAGAUUUUACCAAAAACCUUAGGACCAAUAAAUGUGAAUGUUGGACCCCAAAUGAUCAUAAGCACACCGCAGCGGCUCCCUGGAUCUGGAAGCGUGCUCCUUGGGAGCCCCUACACGCCCGCGCCCGCCAUGGUCACGCAGACACACAUUGCAGAUGCCACCGGCUGGGUCCCAGGUGAUAGAAAACGAGCUAGAGACUUAAUAGACUCUGAUUUUUCAGAAAGUAAACGAAGCAAAAAAGGAGAUAAAAAUGGAAAAGGCUUGAGACAUUUUUCAAUGAAAGUAUGUGAGAAAGUCCAGAGGAAAGGCACAACAUCCUAUAAUGAAGUCGCUGACGAGCUGGUAUCAGAAUUCACCAAUUCAAACAACCACUUGGCUGCCGAUUCGCAGGCUUAUGACCAGAAGAAUAUCAGACGAAGAGUUUAUGAUGCUUUAAACGUGCUGAUGGCAAUGAACAUCAUCUCCAAGGAAAAGAAAGAAAUCAAGUGGAUUGGGCUGCCCACGAACUCUGCUCAGGAAUGCCAGAACCUAGAGAUCGAGAAGCAGAGGCGGAUAGAGCGGAUAAAGCAAAAACGGGCCCAGCUCCAAGAACUCCUCCUGCAGCAAAUAGCCUUCAAAAACCUGGUGCAGAGGAAUCGGCAGAACGAACAUCAGAAUCAGGGGCCCCCAGCACUGAACUCCACCAUCCAGCUCCCCUUCAUCAUCAUCAACACAAGCAGAAAGACGGUCAUCGACUGCAGCAUCUCCAGUGACAAGUUUGAGUAUCUCUUUAACUUUGACAACACCUUUGAGAUCCAUGAUGACAUCGAAGUCCUGAAGCGCAUGGGGAUGUCCUUCGGCCUAGAGUCCGGCAAAUGUACACUAGAAGACCUGAGGCUUGCUAAGUCACUAGUGCCAAAGGCUCUCGAAGGCUACGUCACAGAUAUCUCCACUGGCCCUGCGUGGUUAAAUCAGGGACUGCUGCUCAACUCCACCCAAUCCAUCACCAACCUCGAUCUGACCACAGGUGCCACCUUGUCCCAAUCCAGCGUCAACCCAGGGCUAAGCUUGGACGCAGAAGUGGCCUUAGCGACCGGGCAACUGCUCGCUCCCAACAGCCACCAGUCAAGCAGUGCGGCCUCUCACUGCUCUGAGUCCCGCGGGGAGACGCCCUGUUCCUUCAACGACGAGGACGACGACGAGGAGGAGGACUCGUCCUCCCCAGAAUAAAGGCCAAAGAAAAGCC
This is a messenger RNA of Suncus etruscus (white-toothed pygmy shrew), 1675 nucleotides long. It is a transcript of the gene TFDP2, whose product is annotated as transcription factor Dp-2. The record is from RefSeq and is a predicted model, not a curated record. Lineage: Eukaryota; Metazoa; Chordata; Mammalia; Eulipotyphla; Soricidae. The transcript is spliced from 13 exons. Gene Ontology annotation, biological process: regulation of transcription by RNA polymerase II; regulation of cell cycle. Gene Ontology annotation, cellular component: transcription regulator complex; nucleus. The coding region runs from base 319 to 1659 and encodes 446 amino acids. Gene Ontology annotation, molecular function: DNA-binding transcription factor activity, RNA polymerase II-specific; RNA polymerase II transcription regulatory region sequence-specific DNA binding.